AUGGUGUUUUCCUGGAGAGGAGGCCCAGGAGCCCCGCGACUGCUGCUGUCGCUUCUGCUCCUUGCAGUGGGGGAACCCGGGAGCUGCCAGGUCCACUACUCGGUCCCGGAAGAGGCCAAACACGGCACCUUCGUGGGCCGCAUCGCGCAAGACCUAGGGCUGGAGCUGGCGGAGCUGGUGCCACGCCUGUUCCGGGUGGCGUCCAAAGGACACCGGGACCUUCUGGAGGUAAAUCUGCAGAACGGCAUUUUGUUUGUGAAUUCUCGGAUCGACCGGGAAGAGCUGUGCGGGCGGAGCGCGGACUGCAGCAUCCACCUGGAGGUGAUCGUGGACAGGCCGCUACAGGUUUUCCAUGUGGAGGUGGAGGUGAAGGACAUUAACGAUAACCCACCGGUGUUCAGAGAAGAAGAGCAAAAGGUACUGAUUUCUGAAUCUGCCCCGUUGGAUUCUCAUUUUCCUCUAGAGGGCGCUUCCGAUGCGGAUAUGGGUGUAAACUCUCUUCUGACCUAUAGGUUAGGUCUAAAUGAGUAUUUUACUCUUAAAAUAAUAACGAAAAACGACAAAAGUAUAUUGCCUGAACUAGUUCUACGGAAGUCUUUGGAUAGAGAGGAAACUCCAGAACUUAAUAUAUUGCUGACCUCCCAAGAUGGGGGUAAGCCCGAGCUAACAGGAUCUGUUCAGAUUAAAAUAAGCAUUUUGGAUGUGAAUGAUAACGCUCCAGAGUUUGAUAAGCCUGGCUAUAAAGUAGUGCUGUUUGAAAAUGUCCCAAACGGCACGAGAGUGAUUCAGCUAAACGCUUCUGAUCCAGACGAAGGGGUGAAUAGAGAAAUUUCCUAUGGAAUCAGACUGAUUUUGCCAGUGAGUGAGAAAUGCAUGUUUUCAAUAAAUCCAGAAACAGGUGAAAUCAGAAUUUACGGGAAAUUGGAUUUCGAAGAGAAUAAUGAGUAUGAAAUUCAAGUUAACGCCAUUGAUAAAGGGAUUCCUUCCAUGGCAGGUCAUUGUACAGUCCUAGUGGAAGUUCUGGAUCUGAAUGACAAUACCCCUGAGGUAAUGAUCACUUCGCUGUCGCUCCCAGUGCGAGAGGAUGCUCAGGUGGGCACCGUCAUCGCCCUGAUCAGCGUGUCCGACCGUGACUCUGGUGCCAAUGGGCAGGUGACCUGCUCAUUAACACCCCACGUUCCCUUCACGCUGGUGUCCACCUUCAAGAAUUACUAUUCGCUGGUGCUGGACAGCGCCUUGGAUCGCGAGA
Messenger RNA from Enhydra lutris kenyoni (northern sea otter), 1249 nucleotides. Its product is annotated as protocadherin alpha-12-like. NCBI's taxonomy places the organism in Eukaryota, Metazoa, Chordata, Mammalia, Carnivora, Mustelidae. The annotation marks the transcript as partial. Gene Ontology annotation, cellular component: plasma membrane. The transcript has a single exon. Gene Ontology annotation, molecular function: calcium ion binding. Gene Ontology annotation, biological process: homophilic cell-cell adhesion. The record is from RefSeq and is a predicted model, not a curated record.